Molecule: messenger RNA, 2393 nt
Organism: Hevea brasiliensis (rubber tree)
Lineage: Eukaryota; Viridiplantae; Streptophyta; Magnoliopsida; Malpighiales; Euphorbiaceae
Product: DEK domain-containing chromatin-associated protein 1
Exons: 11
Coding region: 254-1996 (580 amino acids)
Biological process (GO): chromatin organization; regulation of double-strand break repair
Cellular component (GO): nucleus
Molecular function (GO): DNA binding; histone binding
Source: RefSeq, a predicted model, not a curated record
GCCCGCUUUCAAUUUUGGCAUGAAAUAUUUUUUGAACCCGCCUUUCCUAUUUCCUUAUUGGAGGAGCCCGCUCUAAAAGAAAAAAAAAAGUCGUCAAUCCCUAAAUCACACUCACCAUCACCAAGGUCAAAAAUCACUCUCUCUUUCUCUACGAUCUGUACCUCUACGUCUAUUGCACCUAAACCCCCAACCUUAGGGUUUUAAUAUCUCAUAUUCUUUUGUUCCUUUUUCUGUUCGAUUUGUGUUCUCUCGCAUGGCCAGUGAAACCCUAGAGGAGAAGAAAUCAGACGAGGAUGCUCCUGUCGAGGACAAAGAGGAGCCCAAACCUCAAGAAGAAAAGGAUCAACCGGUGGAUGCUGAGAAGAAAGAGGAAGAAGGGAAUUCGAAGGAGGUUUCUCAGGGAAAUGAAGAGCCUGGAGAGCAACUAGUUGAAGAGAAAGAAAAAGAGGAAGAGAAGGAGAAGGAAAAGGAUGCAGGGGACCACAAAGAAGAAGGAGAAAGCAGGAAAGGUAAGCGAGGUGGACGAAGGGGCUCUGGGAAGAAAGAGCAGAACGAGUCCAGGAAGAAUAAACGGACUAAAGAAACAACAGAGAAGCGAGAGGCUGUGACUCCAAGUAGUGAUAGGCCUACCAGGGAGAGGAAGACUGUGGAAAGGUACUCUGCACCAGAGCCUGGGAGAUCAGCGAGCAAGCCCUUGUCAAUUGAGAAGGGACGUGGUACACAGCUCAAGGAUAUUCCAAAUGUGGCUUUCAAGUUGUCCAAGAGAAAACCUGAUGACAAUCUGCAGAUGCUUCACACAAUACUUUUUGGAAAGAAAGCAAAGGCACACAAUUUGAAGAAAAACAUAGGCCAGUUUUCGGGAUAUGUUUGGGCUGAGAAUGAGGAAAAACAAAAAGCAAAAGUAAGGGAGAAGCUUGACAAGUGUGUUAAAGAAAAGUUGGUGGAUUUUUGUGAUGUGCUCAAUGUUCCAAUAAAUAAGGCUGUUGUGAAAAAGGAAGAACUCACUGUAAAAUUAUUGGAGUUCUUGGAAUCACCACAUGCUACUACUGAUGUUUUGCUUGCUGAUAAGGAACAGAAGGGCAAGAAACGUAAGGUCUUAACAGGAAAAAAUGCAAGCCCUGGAGAAGCAUCAGCUACACCAGCCAAAAAACAAAGGCGAACAUCCCAAGCUGGAGAAAAACGGAAGCGGUCAUCAAAAGGUGAUGAAGAUGAGGAUGAAGAUGAUAAGGUCGAAUCACCAGAUGCUAAGGAUGUUAAAAAUGACUCUCAAGAUGAUGAUGGUGAAGAGCAUGAGACAGUGCCAAAAGAAGAGAGCUAUCAUGAAGACAGCAAAUCAGAGGAAGAGGAGGAUGAACCCAAGGUGCAGACACCAACUCUGAAGGCAUCCAAAAAAAAUGUGAAGGAAAGUUCAGGGGCUAAAAGCAAGGACAAAGUCACACCUGGCAAGAAAAGUGCGCAGGCAAAACCUGUGAAAAGUCCUGCAAAAUCUGCCAAAAAAUCUUCUGGUCUGUCAUCAAAGCAAGUUGCUACAGACACUGAUGGAACUUCUGGUUCGCAUUCUAAAUCAAAGGGAUCUACAUCUAAGAAACAGAAACUUGAAAAAGAAAGUCUUACAGACCAAAGUGCACCUAGUAAGGACAAGGGCUCAAGCAAGAAAAAAUCAGGCAAGUUGCCAUCAAAGGCUUCUGCAAAGGAUCAAGGUAAAGCCAAAUCUGGCAGGAAGGCUAAUGUGGAACCCAGUAGAGAGAAUAUGUAUGCAGUUGUAGUGGAUAUUCUGAAGGAAGUAGAUUUCAAUACUGCGACUUUAUCUGAUAUCCUCAGACAACUUGGUACCCACUUUGGUGUAGACCUUAUGCAUAGAAAAGCAGAAGUAAAGGAUAUUAUUACGGAGGUGAUAAACAAUAUGUCUGAUGAGGAAGAAGGGGAGGAAGCUGAGGACAAUGCUGAGGCUGGUGGUGAUGCAGACAAGGAUGGAGAUGGGGAUGAUGAUGCAUAGUUUGAUUCAAUUUGGUGAUUAACUUGAGCAUUCUGUAACAGGAAGUAUGGUCAUGCAUUCUCCAGAGAUCAUCUCCCUUUUUUUGGGGGGGUGUUUCAACAGCAGUCACUGAUGAUAAGCCCAAUGCCGCAAUAUGGAUCACAUGACUGUUUCCUGAUUAAAAUACAUCGCAGGGUUUGUACCAUAUGCAUUAGGAACUCUUUUCUUUGUACAAGUAGUGUUGAGCUGACCUUAAUUUUUAGUAGUUUCUGUCCCAGCCGCCGUCCUCUCCAAAAUCCCUUCAUCUUCUCAUUAAAUUUGUCUUAGAUAUAUUUGUUGACUGUUCCUUUACAAAUGUGCAGUGAAUGAGUAUCGUUAUUUAAUUGAAUGGAAACCUUAUAAUGUUGAUUGGCUCAAA